GCCUCGUGCGCGCGCCCGGGGAGCACAAGCACAGCUCGCGGAGCGACGGUUUUACAGGCUCCAGUUUCGUUCGGCAGACAGUUGGGACAGUUGCGCAGCUCCACGGGCAGCGAGUUGGGACAAAGCGGAACCUUCAGCCCACAGACGAAGACCGAAAGUGCAACUAUGGGAAACGGCUGCAUCACAGUUACCAAGUAUUUUCUAUUCCUCUUCAACCUUCUCUUCUUUGUAUUUGGGGCACUGAUUGCAGGCUUUGGACUAUGGGUUCUUUUUGAUAAAGAAAGCUUCAUUACGGUUCUACAGGAAUCCUCAGAGACGGUGAAAGGCGCUUCCUACAUCCUCAUCGGAGUGGGUUCCCUGUCUAUGGUCAUGGGCUUCUUUGGCUGGAUUGGAGCCAUCUGUGAAAUCCGUUGUAUGCUGGGUCUGUAUUUCACCUGCCUCCUCCUCAUCCUCAUCGCCCAGAUCACAGCUGGAGUUCUCAUUUACUUCCAAAGAGACCGGUUGAGACAUGAGAUGUCCAACAUCGUACAGGGCAUCAUAGUCAACUACACAGGCAACAGGACCACUGAGCACGCUUGGGACUAUGUUCAACGACAAAUGGGGUGUUGUGGAUGGACUGGUCCAGGAAAUUGGUCUGAGAACGUUUCGGUCAGAAACAGCUCCAAACACUUCUACCCGUGUUCCUGCCGGAAUGUGUCGAUGCACGGCACAGACGUGUCGUCGGGGGGUCUGUGUGAACACCUGUCCCCAGAGUUACCUGUUUUUGAAACGGGCUGUAUUAGCAGUGUGGAGAAAUGGCUCGCGGACAACUGUGGACUUAUUUUGGGAAUCUGUGCCACCGUGGUUGUAGUAGAGCUCCUCGGAAUGAUCCUCUCCAUGUGUCUCUGCAAGAGCGUCGUCCAAGAGGAUUAUACCAAAGUACCGAAGUACUGAGCUGAAGCUGGUCAGCACAGAAAGAUGGACCUCUACUUGUCUCACAUUCUCAUUCAUGCACACACACACAAACAGGAAAUGAAACAGUUGUCUUCACCAUUUCUUUAGCUCGUGCUUUGACAGCUGUGGAAACCUCUCACCCUCCACAUGUCCCACCCACCUGUCAGUCAAGCUUGACACACUUGUUGACAAUAAGUUCAAUAAGUUAUUUUUGUUGUCGUUUUGUUUGUGUUUUAUAAGUAGAUAUUUUUGAUGGAAGCCUGAGAAUUCUGUUUGAUCCUAUGCAAAUGUUCAUUCAUGUGUAAUAUUUUCCUUGGAUGACCUCAAUGAACCGCUUAACGUUAGUAGGGAGAGCACUUUAGUGACACUUGGUGAGCUGCGAACCAGAGCAUCUUCUUCCUCCAGGGUAGGGAGAUGAGAGGGAGGCGGGAGGGUGUGGGUGUGCUCGUGGAUUAAUGCCAUUCUGUGAUCUUGUAGCUGGUAUUUUUAGUGGGAAGGGUGGAGGAAAUGCCCAAAGCCGUGCUGCUGUGGUGGAGGUUCUGACUUAAAUCAUCAGCAUCCUCGUAUGCAGAAACCCUGAUAUUAGCCUCUGUUUACACCAAGCACCACCACCUCCUCCUACCUCCCACCAUCCGUCAUGUCAGCGACCUUUAAUCACGGGUGUUCUUUACUGGAAACCAGUAGCUUUCAAAAUGACUAGCUAGCAUUGAGUUAGUGUGUGAAUGAUGAGUUGAUUGAGUAUGUUUCCUACCAUCUUUAUCUUGCAACUGUACAGUAUAUAUGACUUUAACAAUAGGUUUUUGCACAAAACUGAUUAGUUAACAUUUUUGGAUGGGAACUCGCCCCCAUGCCCUUGUUUUAAUAGUCCCAUUGUUCUUCAUUUCCUUUCUAUUGUUUGUGAUGUACAGUAUGUGGCUGCCACCGCAGCCCGUCAGCACUAUUUUAGUCUGAAUCAGAGGAAUUGGAUCCUUGGGGAACGAAUCACUUCUGAUGCUGGAUUUUCCUUCCUAAAACAUGGCAUCAGCCCUAAACAUCUUACCUUAAAGCUUCUUAUGCCUUCAUUUUGCAAAAUAUGUUUUUUAAUAUUGUAGCUGUAACAUGUAAUUUCCAUUAUAUGCAUGCUUUCCAAGCAGAGAAAACAAGACAGCUAGUGGUGAUUGAAUAAUUUCAGAAACUGCUACAUAUGACUAUAAAAUGUUCAUUAACUCAUAUCAAAGUAAUUCUAUGAGUUUCAUCCCACGUUCUCCAUCUGUCCAUUGUUAGAGCAGGACCUAAAGGAUAUUUUGUGGAUAGAUUCAACUUUAUGCAUUUUUAAUGCCAUUUGAAAAAAAAAGAUACAAACGGGAGGAAACUGUUUUUUUUAAGUUACUUUUGUACUUGUUACAAAAACAGACUGUUUUAUAAUCUGCCAAAUUGAAAUAUUAAUUUAAACCUCAUUAGAAAUGAAGGUUUUUGUUAUAUUUAAAAUAUUUUGUACGCAAUUACACAAAGAGAAUAAGUUUUAUAAAGUAAAUCUGCCAGUUUAGCUAAAAUGAAAAAAGUGUUUUUACUCAUAAAUAAACUUUAGUCCAUUUUUAAACA
Betta splendens (Siamese fighting fish) is the source of this 2514-nucleotide messenger RNA. It is a transcript of the gene cd82b, whose product is annotated as CD82 molecule b. Gene Ontology annotation, cellular component: membrane. The transcript is spliced from 9 exons. The record is from RefSeq and is a predicted model, not a curated record. Bases 166 to 933 code for a protein of 255 amino acids. Lineage: Eukaryota; Metazoa; Chordata; Actinopteri; Anabantiformes; Osphronemidae.